AUGAUCUCCCCAUUCUGUGCCAUGGUUCCCGUCUGUUUCCUUCUUGCCAUUUUGCCUCUUUCCCUGGCCGCCUCAAAUCAAUUGGGAUGCAGUCUUAACUUUGGCGAUGAUUUCCGCUACACUGCUGUCAACAAUUUGAACAUCUAUCGGCAAAUUGUGGCCAAUGGAACGGCUCCGAAUAAAUGUGGAAGCCUGCCUGCCGCUAAGAAUAUGUACAAGCUUUUCUACAACUGCGAUCUCGAGUCUAAAGCCUAUGCGUACACGUCAAGCUGUGGGUCGUCGUCAGUUCCAUCGAACUCCAUGAACUACAUGACAAUGUCCUCAGCUCCAUGGACAGGAACAGCCGCCUCGAAUAUUCUCACCAUUUUCCAGACUCAUCUCAACGCAAUUGUCACGAAUGGAGCCCCGGCAAAUGUCGCCUUCAGCGGUAACUCGGCUCUCAGCGGAUGGAAUAGCUAUGUAACGGGCACAAAAACGGCUGUCGGAUGUGCUGUCAACCCAUCGUGCACAUAUUCAAAUCCAUCUUUCCCCUACAUGAUGGUGGUCGCCUGUGUUUUCGAUACACCAGCCGCCAGCACGGGUAAUCCAUCCUAUGAAGUGGGCACAAAAUGCGCGGCUGAUUCGGAUUGUACAACCUAUAUGGGAAGCACUUGUGACACGACGACCGGUCUCUGUCAAUAUCAAUUCGUCGACAGUGGCGCAAAUACAUUGUGCCCUGGAUCGACGGCUGGAUGGACGGAUGCACAAAGAAAUCUGAUGCUCCAAUGGCACAACCAGUUGCGAUCGAGCCUUGCACAGGGAAAAGAAAAAGAUGGUGGCUCCUAUGCUAGCACCUAUGCACCUGGAUCAAAGACAAUGACGCAAAUGGCCUACAACUGUUCGGUGGAAAUCAACGCUGUCAAUAACGCGAACGGAUGCGAUUUCGCGCACACAACAUCCGCGCAAAGACCAGGAAUGGGCGAGAAUCUGUACAUGUCAUCUGAUGUGAAUCAACCCGAAGCCACUGCUGCAGCUGCUGCUCCCCAAGCGUGGUGGUCUGAGUUGCCGGAUUACGGUUUUGGUCCGGAUCUCAACCUGACUAGUGCUCAAUUCAAUCGUAUAGCUCCCGCCCAAAUUGGACACUAUACACAGAUGGCUUGGCAGGAGACGACAACGGUCGGCUGUGCAAUCAAGCACUGUCCAACAGGCACGAUGAACGGAGUGGUGACGCCAAUGACUUAUGUCGUUUGUCAAUACUAUCCAGCUGGCAACUACCUCAAUCAAAAUAUCUACGUGAAAAGCACACAAUUGGGAUGUGCAACGAAUGCCGACUGUGGAGCAGGAAGAACGUGCAACACAGUGAACAAACUUUGUGUUGUU
This is a messenger RNA of Mesorhabditis belari, 1359 nucleotides long. Lineage: Eukaryota; Metazoa; Nematoda; Chromadorea; Rhabditida; Rhabditidae. The record is from the annotation of a GenBank genome assembly.